Entrophospora sp. SA101 is the source of this 987-nucleotide messenger RNA. The record is from the annotation of a GenBank genome assembly. NCBI's taxonomy places the organism in Eukaryota, Fungi, Glomeromycota, Glomeromycetes, Entrophosporales, Entrophosporaceae.
AUGAGACUUCGACUUCGAAAUAAAGACCAAGUACACAUUAUCACUAGUUUGAACGAGAAAUCGAAAAUGAUAGAAUUAAGACAAGAAAUUCAACGAAUCAACGGAGUUUCACCAGCAUAUCAAGAGUUGAAAACAGGAUUUCCUCCAAAAGUAUGCGGUGCUAAUGAUGAAGUAACAUUAGAGUCAGCAGGAAUACAAAAUGGAGAUCUUAUUCUUCUUACAGAUUUAACACCACCACCAACUGCUGCUGCUGCUAUUACUAAUAGAAAUUUGAAUUCAUCGAAAAUUACCGCUACUGGUGAUGAUUCUACUACUAUGAGUAAAGAUGCCGUUAUAUCGUCUCCAGUAGAAAAUGGUUAUGCUGUUCUAAGGGAAAUGGCAGAUGAUAAUUCAUGUUUAUUCCGUGCAAUUGAAGAUUUUUGUUAUAAAAAAAAAUUUUUUUUUAAGAAAAUAAAAAAAAUUAAAAGCAUUUUUAAAAAUAAUAAAAGCUAUGUACUGGAAAAUUCUUCAGAAGUUGCACAGAAAUUAAGACAGAAUCCUGUAACUUAUUCUGACAUUAUCUUGGGAAAAUCACGCAAUGAGUAUUGUAAAUGGAUUGCACAGAAGAAUAGUUGGGGAGGUGCAAUAGAAAUUCGUAGCGUAGAUGUAGGAACAGGAAGAAUUGAUAAAUACGAUUAUGAUGCAGUUGCCUUAACUCCCAUGAUUAGUGCUGAUAAAGAUUAUGAUCAAACAAUUUUUGAAAUUUCUGACCAAUCAAUUCUAAAUGGAGCAAUUAGCAUUGCAAAUAAAAUGAAAAAGCUUCACAAGUAUACAUAUACAGCGAAUUUUACUUUAAGGUGUGGUCAAUGUGAAAAAGGAUUAGUGGGUGACAAGGAGGCAGUACAACAUGCUAAAGACACAGGUGGUUCCAUGGCACUUUCUCAAUUGGACGAGUUGGAGGAAUGCCUUUCCAUCCGCGAGACGGACGACUUGCCAUACGAGGAUUAA